Closterium sp. Yama58-4 is the source of this 4281-nucleotide messenger RNA. The record is from the annotation of a GenBank genome assembly. NCBI's taxonomy places the organism in Eukaryota, Viridiplantae, Streptophyta, Zygnematophyceae, Desmidiales, Closteriaceae.
AUGGGGGGACACAGGCCCAAAUCAACGGCGCGCAGCCGUCGCGCAAUUGGCGGCGGGGAAAACGGCAAACGGGAGAACGAUGCGGGUAGUCCUAGCAGUAGCAACGGCGACAGCGGCGCCGACAGUAGCGGCGGGGGCAGCAGUCAAACCAGCGACCCUGCUGCGAACGUUCCGGAGGAGUUUCUCUGCCCGCUGUCGCUCGAAAUUAUGAGAGACCCCGUUAUUAUCGCCUCCGGGCAGACAUAUGACCGUGCUUAUAUCGAGCGUUGGUUUUCCGAGGGCCGUUCGUCCUGCCCUAAAACGAGACAGUGCAUCGAGCACACUAAUUUCUGCCCUAAUUUCGCCCUUAGGAGUAUGAUUGCUGAUUGUCCCGCCGCCAAACACGCCGCCGCUGCCGCUACGGCGGCGAGAAAGAUAGAUACUCGCGCAACCGCAACGGCGAAGCAACCGCAGCAACAUAAGCAGGAGCAAAGGGAGCAGAAGAAGCAGAGGGAGCAGAAGCAACAGAUGCGUGAUGGUCACCCGUCCGAAGAACGGGGGGAAGCGGAGGGCGUAGCGGAGGGAAAAGCAGAGGGCAAAGCAGAGCGGCGGAACAGGGCGCGCAGCAAGGACGGUUUCGGGUCCGUGCGCGGAACAACGCACGCGCAAGGGGAGGCGCUGGUAGAGCGGGGGCAGGGGGACGCGGCGGAGAGGAUGAGCGGUUCGCGCAGCGGAAAAGGGGGCGGCGGAGAGUCCGCGGAAGACGAGGAAGGAGCCGCGGUGAAGCUGGGGAAGAAGAAGUCGGGCCCGCGGAGGAAGAAGAGCGCGGGUGCGGAGGAUCUCGCGCGCGGGGAAGUGGAAGGGGGCGGCGUGUCCGGCGAGCGCGCGGACCCUAGCCCGGCGGAGCGGAACUUUGCGGAGGGAGAAGGCGGAGCGGGUUGCCAGGAAGCGGACGGGAGAAGCGGAGGGGCGGAGAAGCGGGAGCAUGCGCACCCGCGCGCGCAUGAGCGCGGGGAGGAUGCGAGGCGGGGGAAGAGGUGGGAGGAGGAGACGCGGAGAGUUGCGGGCGGAGGGGACGGGAGCAGGAGCGGGAAAGAGAGGCGCAGAACGGCGAGCGGGGAAGGGUUGAUUCGCGAGGGGAGCGCCGCGGGGAGGAAAGGUGAGGGCGGCGCGGAGGCGAAGGCGGGUCUAAGGGCAUCUCGCGGCUCGUCAAGCUCGUUCGGAAGGUCUAAGGCGGCUGAUCCGACGGAGCAGCAGCAGCAGCAGCAGCAGCCGUUUCAAGAAGCGCAUCCUCCGCCGGAUAUUGCGGCCAUAGCCGCUGCCGCCGUCGCCGCAGUAGACGCCGCGCAAUCCGCCGCAAGUCCCGCCGGUGGCCCAUCCGCUACUGAAGGCGCAGCCGCGCCCGCUCAGAGGCGGAAACCGUUGCGCACGACUAGUUCCAUGGGGGGAAAAAGCGCGCGGAAGAGCAACGGCAUCCCGACCGGCAGUUUUAACGGUCAGGAUGCAUUCGACGGUUUGCCGACGGAUAGCCGUCAGAAGCAGGCGAAAGAGCGGAGGGAGCGCGGAUCGCGGGAGGGGCUGGGGAGCGCGCUGCUUUCCCGCACGCGCAGCAGCUUCCCCGCGCCGGGGAACCAGGGUCUGGCGGAGGUGCUGGGGGAGGCGGAACACUGGCGGAACGCGGAGAGCGCGGAGCGUGGGGCGGCGCAACCGGCGGCGCAGGCCGGCAGCAGCAGGCGGAGAGUAACGUUCGGAGAGGUGACCGGAAUAUGGGAGGAGGCGGAAGGGGGCGGGAAGGCGGAAGGAGAAGCCGCGGGGAAGGAGGGGAAGGGGAAGAGCGGGGGGAAAGCGGGCGGAAGAGGAGUGGGGUUGCGCCGAGCAGCAGCGGGGAGCGUGAAGCUGACGCGGCGGGAGAAGGAGGAGGUGAUGGGGGGACUGGCGAUGGGCGGAGUAGGUGGGGGGGGACCGGACAGCGGUGGGGGCUCGCAGGGUGUGAUAAGCAGCAAGGGCACUCGUCGCAGCAGGAACGGUAGCAGAGAUGGCGGCGGGAAAGACGGCGGGAGCGGUGGGGAUGUGCGAGAUGAGGGGAUUGGCCGAGGGGCGGAGGAGGGGGCGAAGGAAAAGCGCGAGAAGGAAGGGCGCGAGAAAAAGGCGAAGGAGAAACGAAGAGCGGGGGAGAAGGGGGGCGGAACCGCGCGCGUGGGAGAGGAGUUGCGGGAGGAAGGGGAGAGGGAAGCGGAUGUCCUUGGAUGGAGGGAUGGGGGAAAUGGGAUGGAUGGUGGAGGGAGAGGAGGAGGAGGAGGGAGAACGGAAGAGGAAGAGGGAGGAAGAGGGGAUGGGAGUGGGAAUGCGGAUGGGGAGGAGGAAGAGGGUGUGAGGGAGGCGGAGUGGGAGAGGGAGAGGGAGCGAGUGCGGGAGGGGAUGGAGCAUGUUCGGAGCAAUUCGUGUAACAGCAGGCACCCUUUGGCUGGCGCAGGGGGAGGCGGAGGCGGAGGGGGAGGGGGAGGCGGAGGAGGGGUGUUUGAGUGGGGGUCUCAGCGGGGGAGGGGCAUGGGCGCAAUCGCAGACGCUGCUGUUGCUGCUGUGGAGAGACGCGCAGGGAGCUUCACAGAAGGAAGCACAGGAAGGGCAGGAGGAGGAGGAGGAGGAGGAGGAGGAGCAGGAGGAGGGGGAGGCGGGGGGAUGGGGGGAGUGGCGGCAGUGAGGGAGGACUGUUCAGGGAGAAAGGCGAAAGGGGGUAUGGGAGGUAUAGGAGGUAUCGGAGGGGCGGUGAGUCACGGGCUUGGGCUGGCACGGUCCAAGUCGGCUCUUCCUCCCGGUCUGCUGCACGUGUUUGGCAAUGCGCUGGGCCGAGUGGCUGAUGCUUCCCCCGGCGGCGCUGGGGGGAGGCGCGGCGGGAAGAAGGAGUGUGCGGCGGGGCGUGGUGAAGGGGGGAGUGGACGCGCAGGGGGGGCGGGGGAGGGAGCGGGAGGGGGAGCGGGAGGAGGAGCGGCAGGAGGGGAAGGGGUAGUGAAGGUAGGGGAUGGAAGGGCGGAGCAGGGUUUGGAGUUUGGUGGUGCAUGCAUGAUUGCAGGUGGUGCUUAUACGGGUGGUAACCGCAGUGGGUACUUGGGUCACAUGCGCAACGAGAGCCUCAUGUGGACGCCCGAGAUCGACGCUGCAGCAGCCGGCGUUGUUGCCGGCAGCGCCGUCUCCUUCGCCGCCGCUGCUUCCGCCUUUGCUGCCGCCUCCGCUGCUUCGUCGUCUGCCAAUGCUUCUCCCUUCCACCGUGCUCCACCGUCGAUGGGUUUCGGGUCACAGCAAGCAGCAGCAGCAACAGCAGCAGCAGCAGCAGCAUCCAUGGGAAAGUACGCACCACUUGCCGAUGCGCUGUCCUCAGGCAGCAGCAGCACGGAGAAGAUCUGUGCUGCCCGGAGCAUCCGCGCCAUGGUGAAAGCCCGGGGCGCCGGCGAGAGCAGGGAGGAGCGCAGAGCCUUCCUGGAGGCAGGCGUGUUGGAAGCCCUGAUAGCCGCCUUGGCCACACACACCGACGAGUGGGAGAGCGGGCGAGCAGCAGGAGGAGUGGCAGCAGCAGCGGCAGCAGCGGCAGGAGAGGAAGAGGCGGUGGUGGAGAACGUGAUGAACGCGCUGCUCGCGCUGCUGCUCCACUGGAACGCGGGCCCGGAGGUGGUCUUAGCGGGAGGCAUCCCCUCCCUCGUCUCCGUCCUUCACCAUGCGACUCCCGCAGCGCAGGCAACAGCAGCGGCAGCACUCUACGUUCUCGCCAAGGACGACGAGAACCGGUCCCUCGUGCGCACGGGAGGGGCCAUCCCCCCGCUCGUGCGCGUCAUGGCGACCGGGUCCGCGCGCGGGCGGAAAGACGCCGCUCUCGCGCUCUUCGCGCUGUCCCUCUCCGUGCGGUGCGCGCGGGAUAUCGUCGCCGCGGGCGCCAUCCCGCUGCUGCUGAGCCUCGUGGGACAAGACGAGGACGAGGGAGGAGGAGGGCUCCCCGGGAUGGAGGAGAAGGCGGCUGCAGUGCUGCUGAACCUCUCCCGGCUUCCGGAGGCGUGUGAGGAGAUAGCAGCGCAGGAGGGCGGGAUGGGCGUGGCGCAUCUGAUUGAUUUGCUGGACGCGGGGGCGUGCCAGAGGAGCAAGGAGGAUGCGGCGGGCGUGCUGCUGGCCAUGCUGCAGUGUGAGGUGGCGACGGUGGAGGCAUUAAGAGCGGAAGGGGCGAUUCCGUCGCUCGUGCGGAUUGUCGGGGGGAGCGGCGAGGAGGGAAGUGCACCAGAGGCAAAGGAGCUGCUGCAGCGAUUGAGGCAGGGGUGA